This is a messenger RNA of Camelina sativa (false flax), 849 nucleotides long. The record is from RefSeq and is a predicted model, not a curated record. NCBI's taxonomy places the organism in Eukaryota, Viridiplantae, Streptophyta, Magnoliopsida, Brassicales, Brassicaceae.
AUGAAUUCUCAAAAAGACAACAACGGUUCAGAUUAUCCGAUUCUACCAAAUACAUCUUCUUCUCAAUCUAUACACUUUAACUCUACAUCCUCUUUUCAACCCAUACACUUUAACUCUACCUUCUCUUCUCAGCCUAUACACUUUAGUCCUGAAUUCCCUUCUCAGCCACUAAACCUUCACCCAGAGAAUGAAUCUGAAGACUGUGUAGAGUUAACUGCUGAUGAGAAUGAAGAAGACGGAGAAAGAGGAAUUAGAAAGCGGUGGAGUGCAGAGGAGGAUAUCAACCUCAUAAGCGCUUGGUUAAACACAAGAAAGGAUCCGAUUGUAAGUAAUGAGCAGCGGCUUCAAAGUUUCUGGAAGAGGGUUGCUGGCUACUACAAAGCAAACGAUGGCUCAUCUGGUUCAAUAGCAAGAGGGCCUUCACAAUGUAAGGCUAAGUGGAACAAGAUAAACCACCAAGUCAAUAAGUUUGUGGGGUGUUACGCACAAGUUAGUUCAAGGAGAAAGAGUGGAGAAUCAGAAGAUGAUGUAUUGAGCAUGGCGCAUGAGCUUUUCAAGAAUGACAUAGACAAGCCAUUUUUACUAGGACAUUGCUGGAGGGAAUUGAAGCAUGAUCAGAAAUGGAUCACAGAGGAGUGUAGCCAUAAGCGGACUAAACUCGCUGAAGAAGGGUUGCCAGAAGCGAGCAAUGAUGGAGCUGAUAUGAGGCCUCCGGGGGUUAAAGCUGCCAAGAAAAGAGGCAAGAAACCGGCUGUUAGUCCAACUGUGGAAGAUGGUUCUCAAGAGCGAGUUAGAGAUUGUGUCAGUCCUGCUCUCCCCGACCGUUUUGCACAUAGCUGCACAGAAUGA